AGCCAUCCUUCAUGGCAAGCUGACGAGUGUUAAACAAACAAUAAUAAUUAUUUAAUAAAAUAAUUAAUUAUUAUUAAAUAAAAGUACGCAAGUACGUCUUGUAGUGAUUGAAAAAACAAGAAAAUUGUGAAAGAAACAAUUCGUAAGAAUGAACUUCGCGAUAGAAAAAUCACCUUUGUCACAGACGCCAGUCACUCGCGAGAAGAUGGAGAAGUGGGUGGAUGCCCAGGUGAAGGGGGAGAAGGCAGACAUAGACGUCUACGGGAAACCAACGGACAAGAUGCUGAAGGAACUGGAGAAUGUCAGGAACCUUAGCAAAGAGCUGCAGGAUAAUCUUCACGAAUUAGAGAACUCAGUCCGCAUUGCUGAGGUGGAGAACCAAGCGAUGAAUCCAACGGCUCAAAUCCUGGACUUCUCAGAAGACCAUGAGUUCGUGCCCGACAACAAGGACACUUAUUACGCAGAAGAAGACAAAGUGGAUGCCAAAGAAGAAGAGAAGAAGAAGCUAACGAAGGGUAAAGGACCAAAAACAGAGAUCCAAGAGUUUUACAAGGAUCAGUGUGUGUUUUUGACUGGGGGGACUGGAUUUUUGGGUAAAGUUCUAAUAGAAAAAAUAAUUCGUUCCUGCGGAGAUAUCAACACGAUUUAUGUAUUGGCAAGGAAUAAGAAAGGCAAGGACCCCAGGGUGCGGCUACACGAGAUGAUGGACGAGUUUCUUUUCCAUAGAGCUCAUGAGGAGAAUCCUAAAGGAAUCCACAAGGUGGUUCCGAUAUUAGGAGACAUGGAACUGCCGGGAUUAGGCAUCAACGAAGAGGACAGAAAGAUGUUAGCAAGCAAGGUCACAAUAAUUAUCAACGCGGCUGCAACCGUGAAGUUUGAUGAAAAACUCUCAGUUUCCACGGCUAUCAACGUGAAGGGUACUAAAGAGGUUCUGAAGCUGGCUAAGGAGUGUCGGAACCUGAAGGCCAUUACUCACGUGUCCACUGCUUUUUCGAACACACAAGUCAAACACAUUGAAGAGAAAUUCUACGAACCCCCAAUGUCGGUUGAGGCUCUGGAAGCCAUUUCAGAAGUUGAUGAAAAACUGGUCGAAAGCAUCUUGCCUACACUACUUGGAACCCGUCCGAAUACCUAUUGCUUUACCAAGGCCGUAGCUGAAGAGGCUGUCAGGACUUACGGGGAAGGACUCCCCAUUUGCAUCGUCAGACCCUCCAUAGUUGUAUCUACUUAUGAAGAGCCUGUGCGAGGGUGGACAGACAGUGUGUACGGACCCACCGGGCUUGUCGUCGGCAUUGGAACGGGGGUUCUUCGAACAAUGUACAUGGAUCAGGAGAAGGUGGCUGAUAUGGUGCCAGUGGAUUUAUGCGUCAAUGCCAUCCUAGCGUCAGCCUGGUACACUGCUAAGAAUUACAAGGAAAAUCAAACUUCUCAUAUCCCGAUCUACAACUACGUGUCUGGAGCACAAAAUCCCCUGACUUGGGGAGAGUUUAUCGAGAGGAACCGUAGAUAUGGUAUCGAUAAACCAACUACGAAGGCUGUUUGGUACUACGGACUAAACCCGACGAAUAAUUACUAUUUGUUCCUUUUCUACAAUUUCUUCCUACAUUACUUGCCUGCUUUAAUGAUCGACACCUACUGCGCUAUCACCGGGAAGAGACGGGCAAUGCUGAAGUUGUACUCAAAAGUGAUGAAACUCGCCAAUAUUUUGUUUUAUUUCUCAACGCAAGAUUGGAAGUUUUCUGAUAUGAAUGUGAGAAAUAUGUGGAAUUCCCUGUCUGAUGCCGACCGAGUCGUAUUUCCAUUCAGCAUGGGAGAAAUGUCUUGGGAAUACAUGUGCGAAACUUUCUUAGUUGGUCUACGGGUGUACCUUAUAAAAGACGAUCUUUCAACUUUGCCUGAAGCCAGGAAAAAGUGGAACAAGCUGUAUUACCUUCAUCAGAUCCUGAAAAUCAUCACACUGUCUUUAGUUUUAUACUUAACCUAUUUUGUAUUACAGCCGAUAAUCGCUCUUGUAUUCAAUUGAAAUUAUAUGACGCUUUAAUUUGGUAUAAAAUUUGUUAUAAGCAUAAUAUUGAUAUAAUAAGGACUACUGCUUGUAUUGUUCACUAGAUGGAGCUUAAGUAGCAUUUGUCAAAUUUUAAAUUGCAAGAAGUACUUGCUCUGUGUCUACGUGUAAAUUAUUUUGGUUUUCUUCUCCUCUACUAAUAUCUUCUGAUUUAUUUAUGCCGUUGCGGGAUCCAAGACAGUUGUUCAUGUCCCUGCGACGUUGGACUUCAGUGUUCCGGUGUUUGCAUAGUUGUAUCUCCUGUAGGUACUGGUGUACAGAGGUUGCACCAGUAACGGGACGUUGUAGCUAGUUUGUUAAGAAACAGUAGUUAAAAAAAACAGUAAAAUAUACCAAAAUUUACUAGCGCCAUCUAGUGAGCAAAAUAUGGAAGCCGUUAUUUUAUUAUAAAAAAACGUCCAAUUAAGAAAUAAGCAAUGAAAAUAAAUAGUGUAAAUGAACUAAGUAAAAUUUGUUACUCACAAGCUACAUCAAGCUAUG
This is a messenger RNA of Spodoptera litura, 2545 nucleotides long. RefSeq names its product fatty acyl-CoA reductase wat. Gene Ontology annotation, molecular function: alcohol-forming very long-chain fatty acyl-CoA reductase (NADP+) activity. Lineage: Eukaryota; Metazoa; Arthropoda; Insecta; Lepidoptera; Noctuidae. The record is from RefSeq and is a predicted model, not a curated record. Gene Ontology annotation, biological process: long-chain fatty-acyl-CoA metabolic process. Gene Ontology annotation, cellular component: peroxisome.